Messenger RNA from Drosophila biarmipes, 877 nucleotides. RefSeq lists its product as uncharacterized. Bases 99 to 818 code for a protein of 239 amino acids. The transcript is spliced from 2 exons. NCBI's taxonomy places the organism in Eukaryota, Metazoa, Arthropoda, Insecta, Diptera, Drosophilidae. The record is from RefSeq and is a predicted model, not a curated record.
GUAAUUUACUUCAUUAGGCAGCCAAUUUUCGAAUCUAUUUUUUUGUUUUCAAAAUUUUCCGUUUGGUUCAGUUUCGUUGGCAGCGACUUUAAUUAAAAAUGUCCCCUUCUGUGCUGCACUUGUUUGGUGUUCUAUCGCUUUCUUUGCUUGUUUUCAGCAACUCCACUGAUGUGACGGGCUUGGAAAAGUGUUUAGAACUGCUUAAUACCCAAAAGUUGGUCUACUGUUGUGGAAAGUCCUUUCUCGACAAGUUCCUUUUUGUUGGCAGCAAUUGUACACCCUUCUGGGAUGACUAUGGUCCUUGCCGCUAUGAGUGUCUUUAUAAGCACUGGGACCUGCUCGAUCGGGAUAACAAGAUCAAGAAACCGGAGCUUUACUUGAUGAUAACCAGCUUGUAUAGUCCUCUGAAUGGCUACCAUAACUAUGGCACCGCUCUGAAGGCAGCCCAUGAGACCUGCGAGGCCCUGGGCUCCAGACACGCCGACUUUCUGUUGCUCUACUCCAAUCGCGUGGAGAAUCGACAGGGUAUGGCAUCAUCCUCCUGUCUGCCCCACGCCAUGCUCCAUGCCCAGUGUACCAUGGUGUAUGUGACUGCCAAUUGUCCUCCCGAAAACUGGGUGCAGGAUUCGGUGUGCAAAAGUCUACCGAAACUCUUGUCCAGUUGCACAAAAAAAUUGGACGAAAAGAAAACCAUUGUGGCUGACGAUAAAGAGGAGACUCUGGAGAACGGCUGUGAACAGAAUAGUUUAGAGGGAACCCAAAGGAUCUUAACCAGCUUUCUAAUCCUCAUUAUCUCUAAGAUGUUGUCUGAAUAUUAAAAUGUCCUUAAGAUAUAAAUAUGAUAAUAAUAUAGCUAUUACUCAUCCUAACCACCAGA